GACGCCGGCACGCCGGGCGCGGGGACGCCAGAAACAGCCGGUUCCGGAAGUAGGGGUGCAGGUGGCCGUCCCGGCAGCUGGAAGCCGAGCAGGAUCCACGGUAGGGCUGCGGGAGUCAGCAUUGACAGCAGUGUUAGCUGUGGAGUGCGGUUUCUGCAGUUGUUUGUUGCCAUUGCCCUGAAACUGGAGUGUGAAAGGCUGAGACAAGAUGAAGACCGUGCUCAUGGUUGCAGAAAAGCCGUCCCUGGCACAGUCCAUUGCCAAGAUCCUCUCCCGAGGGAACAUGUCCUCACACAAAGGACUGAACGGGGCCUGCUCUGUCCAUGAGUACACCGGAACCUUCGCUGGCCAGCCGGUGCACUUCAAGAUGACGUCCGUCUGUGGCCAUGUGAUGACACUGGAUUUCCUGGGAAAGUAUAACAAGUGGGACAAGGUGGACCCUGCAGAGCUGUUCAGCCAAGCUCCGACGGAGAAAAAGGAAGCGAACCCCAAGCUGACCAUGGUGAAGUUCCUGCAGGUGGAGGGCAGAGGCUGUGACUACAUCGUGCUGUGGCUGGACUGUGACAAGGAAGGGGAGAACAUCUGCUUUGAGAAAUGAAGCCACUUCCCCUGUAAGGAAGCUGCAUGGCCAGGCUCCGGCGGUGCCCCCUCCCCCUGCACAGCCUUCUUAGUCCUCGAUGCUGUUCUGCCCGUUAUGAACAAGGCCCAUGGCAGUGAGAAGACUAUCUUCCGGGCCAGAUUCAGCUCCAUUACAGACACGGACAUCUGCAAUGCCAUGUCCCACCUGGGCGAGCCUGAUCACAAUGAGGCUCUCUCAGUGGAUGCCCGUCAGGAACUGGACCUGCGCAUUGGUUGUGCAUUCACCAGGUUUCAGACCAAGUAUUUCCAGGGUAAAUACGGUGAUUUAGACAGCUCUCUCAUCUCCUUUGGGCCAUGUCAGACACCUACCCUGGGCUUCUGCGUGGAGAGACAUGAUAAAAUCCAGUCCUUCAAACCGGAAACCUACUGGGUGCUGCAGGCCAAGGUUAACACUGAUAAAGACAAAUCUCUCCUUUUGGACUGGGACCGUGUAAGGGUGUUUGACCGGGAGAUCGCACAGAUGUUUCUAAACAUGACCAAGCUGGAGAAGGAAGCUCAGGUGGAGGCCACAAGCAGGAAAGAAAAGGCCAAGCAGAGGCCCCUGGCCCUGAACACCGUGGAGAUGCUGCGUGUGGCCAGCUCGUCUCUGGGCAUGGGGCCGCAGCAUGCUAUGCAAACAGCUGAGCGACUCUACACACAAGGCUACAUCAGCUACCCACGAACGGAGACCACCCAUUACCCCGAGAACUUCGACCUGAAGGGCUCUCUACGGCAGCAGGCCAAUCACCCCUACUGGGCUGACACAGUGAAGCGGUUGUUAGCGGAUGGUAUCAAUCGCCCACGGAAAGGCCAUGAUGCCGGUGACCACCCCCCCAUCACCCCCAUGAGGUCUGCUACAGAGGCUGAAUUAGGGGGUGAUGCAUGGCGGCUGUAUGAGUACAUCACCAGGCACUUCAUUGCUACGCUCAGCCACGACUGCAGGUACCUCCAGAGCAGCAUCUCCUUCCGCAUCGGGCCUGAGCUGUUCAGCUGCUCAGGGAAGACCAUCAUCUCACCAGGCUUCACAGAGAUCAUGCCCUGGCAGAGUGUGCCCCUGGAGGAGAGCCUGCCCACCUGCCAGAGGGGUGAUACCUUUCCCGUGGGCGAGGUGAAGAUGCUGGAGAAGCAGACUAACCCACCUGACUACCUGACCGAGGCAGAGCUCAUCACACUCAUGGAGAAGCAUGGCAUCGGCACAGAUGCCAGCAUCCCUGUGCACAUCAACAACAUCUGCCAGCGCAACUACGUGACUGUGGAGACUGGGCGCCGGCUUAAGCCCACCAACUUGGGCAUCGUCCUGGUGCACGGCUACUAUAAGAUCGAUGCUGAGCUGGUGCUCCCCACCAUCCGCAGCGCAGUAGAGAAGCAGCUGAACCUGAUUGCCCAGGGCAAGGCCGACUACCGCCAGGUCCUGGGCCAUACCUUGGAUGUGUUCAAAAGGAAAUUCCACUACUUCGUUGACUCCAUUGCUGGCAUGGACGAGUUGAUGGAGGUAUCCUUUUCACCCCUGGCGGCCACAGGCAAGCCCCUCUCACGCUGUGGGAAGUGCCACCGGUUCAUGAAGUACAUCCAGGCCAAGCCGAGCCGCCUGCACUGCUCCCACUGCGAUGAGACCUACACACUCCCCCAGAAUGGCACCAUCAAGCUCUACAAGGAGCUCCGGUGCCCGCUGGAUGAUUUUGAGCUGGUCCUGUGGUCAUCAGGCUCUCGGGGCAAGAGCUAUCCGCUGUGCCCCUACUGCUAUAACCACCCACCCUUUCGGGACAUGAAGAAAGGCAUGGGCUGCAAUGAGUGCACACACCCCUCCUGCCAGCACUCGCUGAGCAUGCUGGGCAUCGGCCAGUGUGUGGAAUGUGAGAGCGGGGUGCUGGUGCUGGAUCCCACCUCAGGCCCCAAGUGGAAAGUAGCCUGCAACAAGUGCAACGUGGUGGCUCACUGCUUCGAGAACGCCCAUCGCGUGCGGGUGGCCGCUGACACCUGUGCCAUCUGCGAGGCUGCCUUGCUCGAUGUGGACUUCAACAAAGCCAAGUCCCCACUCCCGGGCGAUGAGACCCAGCACAUGGGCUGCGUCUUCUGUGACCCCAUCUUCCAGGAGCUGGUAGAGCUGAGGCAUGCAGCCUCCUGCCACCCUAUGCACCGUGGUGGGCCUGGAAGGAGGCAGGGUCGAGGGCGGGGCCGGGCCCGGAGACCCCCAGGGAAGCCCAACCCCAGGCGGCCCAAGGACAAGAUGUCAGCCCUGGCUGCCUACUUUGUAUGAUGGCCUGUCACCCUUCACCCAGGCUUCCAUAGGGGGUGGACGCCUUGUAAUGGGCCACUGAAACCAUUAAAACACAUUUUGUCUUCUCCAGA
Molecule: messenger RNA, 2967 nt
Organism: Carlito syrichta (Philippine tarsier)
Lineage: Eukaryota; Metazoa; Chordata; Mammalia; Primates; Tarsiidae
Gene: TOP3B
Product: topoisomerase (DNA) III beta
Exons: 19
Coding region: 695-2875 (726 amino acids)
Biological process (GO): DNA topological change
Cellular component (GO): nucleus
Molecular function (GO): DNA binding; DNA topoisomerase type I (single strand cut, ATP-independent) activity
Source: RefSeq, a predicted model, not a curated record